CGAGCCUCGAGCGGUCUCCUUAAGUAGCGGCUGCGUGGAUGUUCUUGUAUACUAACCCUACGACGGCACGGCCGGGUGGUGCAGAGCCGGACCGAACGACGUCGGACGCGCCGGAUCUUCUUGACGGAACCAUGUCAAGGCAAGAGGCAGGCGCCAACGCCUCCUCCUGGGUCGUUUCUUCCCGGCGAAGCUCGGCAGCGCCCCAGGCUCCGGCAAGGAGGCCGGCGGAGGAGCCUAAUCGAAGAGGUCGGGGAGGCCGUGGGGGCAGCAGAGGUGGCGGCUGGAGGGGCCCCUCCGGCUUCCAGCAGCCCGUGGCCGAUGAUCCCCAGGAACCGCCGCUCUGCUUUGGAUUGAAGCAAGAUUGGGUUGGCACGGUGAUUGGUCGUGGUGGGUCAAAAAUAAGAGACAUCCAGAGUACAACAAACACCAAAAUAGAGAUAAUAAAAGGGUGCCCUGAAGCAGAAGUGAAAAUUUUCGGCAGCAAGACAAUGCAGACAAAAGCAAAAGCAGUGAUAGAUAAUCUUGUUAAAAAACAAGAAAAUUACAGUUCACAUCCCAGAGUUGAUUUUGUUGCAUCUCAAGCUUCUGUUCGAAGAGAUGUAAGGACAGAUGACAGUGUUGUUACAGAUCAGCCAUUGAUUGAUUGGGAUCAAAUUCGAGAAGAUGCUUUGAAAUGGGGAGAAAAAAAGUGGGCAGAUUUACCCCCAAUUAAGAAAAACUUUUACAUGGAGUCAGAAACAACAAGUUCAAUGUCACAAGCACAAAUAGAUAAUUGGAGGAAGGAAAAUUAUAAUAUAAUGUGUGAUGACUUGAAAGUUGGUGAGAAACGUCCUAUCCCCAAUCCUACUUGUAAAUUUGAGGAUGCCUUUCAGUGUUAUCCUGAAGUUAUGGAAAACAUUAAAAAGGCAGGUUUUCAAAAGCCAACACCAAUUCAGUCACAAGCAUGGCCAAUAGUUCUACAAGGAAUAGAUCUUAUAGGAGUCGCCCAAACUGGAACAGGGAAGACAUUGUCCUAUUUAAUGCCUGGAUUUGUUCACCUUGACUCUCAACCAGUAGCCAGAGAGAAAAGGAAUGGACCGGGCAUGUUAGUCCUUACACCUACUCGAGAAUUAGCUCUUCAAGUGCAAGCUGAAUGUUCUAAGUAUUCAUAUAAAAGUCUUAAAAAUGUUUGUAUAUAUGGUGGUGGAGAUAGAUAUGGACAAAUACAAGACUUGACAAAAGGUGUAGAUAUCAUUAUUGCAACUCCCGGAAGAUUGAAUGAUCUGCAAAUGAAUAACUUUGUCAACCUGAAAAGUGUGACCUACUUGGUAAUAGAUGAAGCUGACAAGAUGCUGGAUAUGGGAUUCGAACCCCAGAUAACGAAAAUUUUAUUAGAUGUACGCCCAGACAGGCAGACUAUUAUGACAAGUGCAACAUGGCCAUGUGCUGUCCGUCGACUUGCACAGUCUUACUUGAAAGAGCCCAUGAUGGUUUAUGUUGAUACUUUGGAUCUAGUUGCUGUAAGUACUGUGAAGCAAAAUAUAAUUGUCACCACAGAAGAAGAGAAACGAUCUCAUAUCCAAACUUUCCUAGAGAGCAUGUCUCCCAAAGACAAAGUUAUAGUGUUUGUCAGCAGAAAAUCUGUUGCUGAUCACUUAUCAAGUGACCUGAUUCUCCGCCAUAUAUCGGUAGAGUCUCUGCAUGGUAACAGAGAACAGAGCGAUCGAGAGAGAGCAUUAGAAAACUUUAAAACAGGUAAAGUGAGAAUACUGAUUGCUACUGACUUAGCAUCUCGAGGUCUCGAUGUCCAUGAUGUCACACAUGUCUAUAAUUACGAUUUCCCCCGGAACAUUGAAGAAUAUGUGCACAGAGUAGGGCGCACUGGAAGGGCAGGGAGGACUGGAGUGUCAGUUACCCUUAUCACUAGAAAUGAUUGGAGGGUUGCCAACGAAUUAAUUAACAUUCUGGAAAGAGCAAAUCAGAGCAUCCCAGAAGAUCUUGUGUCGAUGGCUGAGAGAUACAAGGCAAACAAACUGAAAAAAGAAAUGGAAAAAAAGUUGGGAAGACCCCAAGGAAACCCCAAGAAGUUUUCUUGUUAAUGUCUUUGUUGAAAAGUGUUACCAGCCUACGUAUAGGAGGACUCAAGAUUUUUUAGAGAUCUACAACUUAAGCUAUAUGAAAGUAUGGAACAUACUGGCAGUGUGAAGACUGAUUCUUAAUAGUGUUUUAAAAUGCAGAAUUCAAUAUUUUAUACUUUAAUCAAAAGUAUUUAAACGAGUUGAAAAUAUUUUUCAUGGAUA
Molecule: messenger RNA, 2279 nt
Organism: Hipposideros armiger (great roundleaf bat)
Lineage: Eukaryota; Metazoa; Chordata; Mammalia; Chiroptera; Hipposideridae
Gene: DDX43
Product: DEAD-box helicase 43
Exons: 17
Coding region: 39-2078 (679 amino acids)
Molecular function (GO): ATP binding; RNA binding; RNA helicase activity
Source: RefSeq, a predicted model, not a curated record